Molecule: messenger RNA, 1872 nt
Organism: Schizophyllum commune H4-8
Lineage: Eukaryota; Fungi; Basidiomycota; Agaricomycetes; Agaricales; Schizophyllaceae
Exons: 8
Coding region: 1-1872 (623 amino acids)
Biological process (GO): metal ion transport; transmembrane transport
Cellular component (GO): membrane
Molecular function (GO): cobalt ion transmembrane transporter activity; magnesium ion binding; cobalt ion binding
Source: RefSeq, a predicted model, not a curated record
AUGCCUCGCGAGAACUCGUUCAGCGACGAGGGCGCGUCUCUCACCUCGGAAGAUGAGGACUACCCCGCGGCCGUAUCGCCCACCUACGACGGCGAGCCGCGCAGCUUCGCGCGAGGGGCGGCCCCGCAGGCGGGCGCUGCCCUCCCCCUCCGCUCCCCCUCUAAGUACACGGUCAAAUCUUCACCCAGCAGCCGGCGCGCGCCCUUGCGCCCAAUUCAGCGCUUUCGGGCGGCGGCGCGCAAGGUGAUCGCUAUGCACCGAGGGACGAACAUGAUUCGCGGGCGCGGGGUGGGCAGCGAGCCCGGUAUCGACCCCCGGCGUGCGACGGCGGACGUGCAGUACGGGGGGAUCCACCAGGACUGCGUGAUCGAGCUGUUCGACUACUCGGGGUGGUCGCUGAGCGCGGGACGCAUGACGAACAAGGAGUUCGUGGACCUUAUGGGGGACGAGCAGGCCAGCGAGCGCGAUGCGUGGGUCAAGGUGCGGUGGAUAAACAUUAGCGGGAUUAGCUGGGAUGUGAUCAAGGCCGUGUCGCUAGCUUAUGAGUUGCAUCCCCUUGCGCUGGAGGAUGUACUGCAUCAACGCAGCGGGAACCGCUCCAAGGCCGACUACUACUCUCGUCACCUAUUCAUCCGUAUCCUCUGUCAUGAGCUCGGUAACGAGGACGACCCUAUCGACCCGACCGCGACACCUGCAUACGGCAGCACUCUCAGGAGAUGCGAAUCACCCGUGCAGGUGGACGACGUCCGAGAGUCGUACGAGAUGGUCCGGAAAAGUGCAAGCGACGACUCUGAGGAGAAGACGGUGUAUGGCUCAGCACCGCAGACGAUCACCCGCCGGCGGAGAGCGUGGCGCCGGGGUGCGGUGGCGGCCGACGAUAUUGAGUCGAAGCCUAAGGUACCCAUGUCCCGGCCAUUGCUCAGGCCCGUCGCUUCGACGCGGGAAGUCCUAGAAGAUAUGGAUCGCAAGAGGCGCAACGAGGAGGACGUGACCGUCGAGGCGCUCAAGCGCGACGGGCGCGUACCCGUUCGGGUGUCGCCCUUCUACAUCUUCCUCCUCCGUGACGGCACCGUCAUCUCCAUCUCCGCCUCCCCAUCGGGGCAAGCCCUGACCGCCCCCAUCGCCGCGCGCCUCCGCGAGCGCGAUACCCUGCUGCGCAAGUCCGCCGACCCUUCCUUGCUUGUCCAGAGCUUACUCGACCUGCUCGUCGACAAGGGCCUGGAGGUCAUCGACGCGUUUCACGACCGAAUCACGCAGUUCGAGCGGGAGGUGCUGCUCAAGCCGAAGAUGCGGACCGUGCGGAAUCUGCACAUCAUCUCGGGCGACCUUAUUUUGCACAAGCGGACGCUGGAGCCAAUCAAGACGGUCAUUUAUGGGUUGAGGAGGUAUGACCUAGAUCGGUGCCUGGCGAUUGUGGAUCCGGAAGAGUUAGAGACGAAGAAGGUGACAGGGUUCAUGAGCCAUAAGAGCAAGAUCUACUUGGCGGAUGUGUACGACCACAUGGACUACAUUCUGUCGAGCUUGGAUAUGUUCGCGAAUAUCACGGAAAACCUCAUCGACUACACUUUCAACAUGACGUCGUAUGAGAUGAACGAGAUCAUGCGUCGUCUAACGCUAGCCACGAUCAUCUUCUUGCCUAUGACGCUCUUGACUGGCUACUUCGGAAUGAACUUCACCGAGUUCUGGAGCGUCAACAACAACUCGGACGUGUUCUUCUGGGAGCUGGCAAUCCCCAUCAUCGUCGCCGUCACUGCCGUCUUCAUGUGGGGUGACUUCGUCCGCAUAUUCCACUAUCUGCAGAAGAGGUGGAUUGCGCGGAAUGCAGUCAAGGGCUGGGGUAUCUGGAUGCUUGUAUCUGGCCGCUCGUGUUGA